This is a messenger RNA of Hippocampus comes (tiger tail seahorse), 3798 nucleotides long. RefSeq names its product transient receptor potential cation channel, subfamily C, member 4b (gene trpc4b). Gene Ontology annotation, cellular component: plasma membrane; cation channel complex. Gene Ontology annotation, molecular function: protein binding; inositol 1,4,5 trisphosphate binding; store-operated calcium channel activity. Bases 1115 to 3778 code for a protein of 887 amino acids. The transcript is spliced from 16 exons. The record is from RefSeq and is a predicted model, not a curated record. NCBI's taxonomy places the organism in Eukaryota, Metazoa, Chordata, Actinopteri, Syngnathiformes, Syngnathidae. Gene Ontology annotation, biological process: calcium ion transmembrane transport; regulation of cytosolic calcium ion concentration.
AUUUCCACCUUUCUUCAUUUAUUUAUUUCGUCGGGACGGUGCACAUGAAUCAACGCAAGAAUAAACAGCGUAAAUGCGCCGCACUUAGCAUGAAUGCUAGUUUUCAGCCGCAGUCCCAAGGCAGCUUUCUAAAUUAGCAUAGUGAGACACAUCAAAGUUGAAGACCACAAUGACAGAAAUAAAAACCAAAGAGGUCGUGAAAGAAACAAGACAAACGGUUGCAGUACUCAAUUCCAAGACAAAAGACCAGGACAGACAAAUCACUUGGAACUACAAAUUGCUUGGCCAGACGCCCACUGGAACGGACUGCCGUCUGGAAACGCUGUUUAGUGGGUGCAUGUCUGAUGUACUUUUAGCCAAUGUUUCAGGUUUUUUUUUUUUUUUUGAAACGUGGAAUGGCACGGGCUAGUCAACCGAUCUGAUUCCCGACAAUGAUGUCACUUCACAAGGCCCCGCCCAUUAAACGGGCACAUCCAGCAAACAAAUGCAACACUAUAACAGACCUCAGAAACCAGUUUCUUUCUUCUCGCUCUCUUCUCAUCGUGUUGCAUAUUUUUUCUUGAUUUAAAAAAAAUGUUUGCUUUUUCUGGGCCCCUUUGGCGAAAACCCGCUCAUUUCAUUUCCGUCGAUUUUUGGAUGAAAAAUGAGGGAGAUUUCCCCGCGCUCGGACUUUUUCAGCCUUCUCAUUCUUCUUGUGCUCCCUUUUCCAUCAUCAUCAUCUUCUUCUUCUUCUUCUUCUUCCUGCCAACAGGUGGCCGCAAGCGGGAGCGCGCACACGGGCGACAGGCGCACUUUGAACUGCGCGCUCCCAAAUUCAAAGUCGUCUGCGAGCGAGUUGCGAUCGAGCGCGGCGUUCCGCUGGCCUUGCGACUCGCUUCCAAGUGUCGCGGGCAUGAGGACGACGGUCAUGAUAAUGCUGAAAAGGAGGAGGAGGAGGUGGAGGGAUGUGUGGGCGUGAGGGAUCCCGCAUCAAAAACGUCCCCCUGUGGAGAUCAUUAAAAAAAGCGACCGGCUGAAUUGCUGCCCGCACGAAGUUCCCAUGUGCAACAUCACUCAGGACGACACCUUCAUGCCCGGCAGCGUCUGUUAGCGUCCGUUAGCGCGAGGCGGGGCCAUGUCCCAGCUGUACUACCGGCGCUCGGACAGCUCGUCGUACCGCGACCGCAUCCCCCUGAGGAUCGUGCGGGCCGAGUCGGAGCUGUCGGCGUUGGAGAAGGCCUACCUGGGCGCCGUGGAGAAGGGCGACUACGCCAGCGUCAAGCAGGCCCUGCAGGAGGCCGAGAUCUACUUCAAGAUCAACAUCGACUGCAUCGACCCGCUGGGCCGCACGGCGCUGCUCAUCGCCAUCGAGAACGAGAACCUGGAGAUCAUCGAGCUGCUGCUGAGCUUCGGCGUUUACGUGGGAGACGCCCUGCUGCACGCCAUCCGCAAGGAGGUGGUGGGUGCCGUUGAGCUGCUGCUCAACCACAAGAAGCCCAGCGGCGGCAUGCAGGUCCCUCCCAUCCUAUUGGACAAGCAGUUCUCGGACUUCACGCCGGACAUCACGCCCAUCAUCCUGGCGGCGCACACCAACAACUACGAGAUCGUCAAGCUCCUGGUGCAGAAGGGCGUGACCAUGCCGCAGCCACACGAGGUCCGCUGCAACUGCGUGGAGUGCGUGUCCAGCUCGGACGUGGACAGCCUGCGCCACUCGCGCUCGCGCCUCAACAUCUACAAGGCGCUGUCCAGCCCGUCGCUCAUCGCGCUGUCCAGCGAGGACCCCUUCCUCACCGCCUUCAGGCUCAGCUGGGAGCUGCAGGAGCUCAGCAAGGUGGAGAACGAGUUCAAAUCGGAAUACGAGGAGCUGUCUCAGCAGUGUAAGGAGUUUGCCAAAGACCUGCUGGACCAGACCAGAAGCUCCAGAGAACUGGAGAUGAUCCUCAACUACAGAGAUGACGUCAACCUCCUGGAGGAGGAGGGCAACGGAGACCUGGCCAGACUCAAGUUGGCCAUCAAGUACCACCAAAAAGAGUUUGUAGCGCAGCCCAACUGCCAGCAGCUGUUGGCGUCGCGCUGGUACGACGAGUUCCCAGGCUGGAGGCGGCGCCACUGGGCCGGCAAGUUCCUGACGUGCGUCUUCAUCGGGCUGCUGUACCCGGCGUUCGCCCUGUGCUACCUGGUGGCCCCCAAGAGCCGCUACGGGCUGUUCAUCCGCAAGCCCUUCAUCAAGUUCAUCUGCCACACGGCCUCCUACCUCACCUUCCUCUUCCUGCUGCUGCUCGCGUCGCAGCACGUCGUCACCACCGAGCAGGACCGCCAGGGUCCGGCGCCCACCACCGUGGAGUGGAUGAUCCUGCCCUGGGUGCUGGGCUUCAUCUGGGCCGAGGUCAAGCAGAUGUGGGACGGAGGUUUCCAGGACUACGUCCACGACUGGUGGAACCUGAUGGACUUUGUCAUGAACUCUCUCUACCUGGCCACCAUCUCCCUGAAAAUGGUGGCCUACGCCAAGUACGGCGGCAGUAAGCCGAGGAACCAGUGGGAGAUGUGGCACCCGACUCUGGUGGCCGAGGCGGUGUUCGCCAUCGCCAACAUCUUCAGCUCCCUGCGUCUCAUCUCGCUCUUCACGGCCAACUCCCACCUGGGACCGCUGCAGAUCUCCCUGGGCCGCAUGCUGCUGGACAUCCUCAAGUUCCUCUUCAUCUACUGCCUGGUUUUGCUGGCUUUCGCCAACGGGCUGAACCAGCUGUACUUCUACUACGAAACCAAAGCCUCGGAUGAGCGGGCCAAGUGUAAGGGCAUCCGCUGUGUGGAACAGAAUAACGCUUUCUCCACGCUGUUCGAGACCCUGCAGUCGCUGUUCUGGUCCAUCUUCGGCCUGAUCAGCUUGUACGUGACCAACGUGGACGCCGACCACCAGUUCACCGAGUUUGUGGGCGCCACCAUGUUCGGCACGUACAACAUCAUCUCGCUGGUGGUGCUGCUCAACAUGCUCAUCGCCAUGAUGAACAACUCCUACCAGCACAUCGCGGACCACGCCGACAUCGAGUGGAAGUUCGCCCGCACGAAGUUGUGGAUGAGCUACUUUGAGGAGGGGGCCACCCUGCCGCCGCCCUUCAACGUCGUCCCCAGCCCCAAGUCCGUCUGGUACCUGGUCCGCUGGCUGAGGACACGAGUGUGCCGGGGCGACGGCCGCGCCCGGCGCGACACCGUCGGCACGCUCGGGAGGCGAGCUGCGGAGAACCUGAGAAUAAAUCAUCAGUACCAGGAGGUGCUGCGGAACCUGGUGAAGCGCUACGUGGCCGCCAUGAUCCGAGACGCCAAGACGGAGGAAGGCCUGACGGAAGACAACUUUAAGGAGCUGAAGCAGGACAUCUCCAGCUUCCGCUACGAGGUGAUGGGCAUGAUGAAGGCGGGGCGACCGAUCUUGCAGUGCGGCGCCGGCGGCCCGGCCGAGUCCGCCCCCUUCAAGAUGGCCGCCGGCGCGCCGGCCAAGAGCAAAGCCAACCGCUUCAAGAUGGCCGCCUCCCUCCUCCGGCGCAUGGCAUGGACCCCCGAAGCCCCGAACGGGCUCCCCAACGGCUCGGCUCCCUUGCCGGGUCGCGGCGAUGCCGGCGACUUGGCCGCAUUCCGCGAGCGACAUCCCCUCGGGGGCGGCCACCACCGAUGGCGUGGCGCCCGCCAGGCCGGGCCCCCGGAACUUUCCAGAAAAAUGUACCCGCUAUCGGAGGAGGCGGAAGAGGACGAAGAGGGCCCAACCUGUCUGGAUGUAGCAGAACAGGAAGACGAGAGCGUGGCCUGAACUUUGACUUGCCCCUCGAA